AUGACCACCUUAACGCACCACCCCGUGUCCAACACCGCCGCCCCAACCUCAUCUGCAGCCCACAAUGCCGGAUUCCCGCUCACAUUCAACCUCUACUUCCACAAAGCGCACCUCCACCUCGGCGAGCACGCUUCGCAGCCCCAGCACUCCGUCAGCCUCCACGCGGGCUUCGGCAGCAAGCCCGAACUCGUGCUCCACAGCGGACCCGACAGGGCGUCGAGCACUCCUCUUGCGACGGCCAAGACGAAAGGCUACCUCUCCAACCAGUCCAUCAUUACGCUUCCCGCCUACGGCAUAAAAGAGCAGCUCCGCGCCCACUGGAGCCUCAAGUCCGCGACGUACUCCUUCUCAAUUCCAGUCCAAGACGGCGCCAGCGCACUCCCCGCCCGCUUCGAGUGGCGGCCAUCGCGCGGCGACGAAGUCCAGGGGCUGGAUAGCUCGAAGUGGACGCGGGGGUGGAAGCUGGUGCGGGUGGACGGCGAGACGGCGGAGGAGCGCGGCGGCAAGCGGAGUGCUAGAGACGCCGGGCUGGCGAGCGCCGGGAGGGAGGUUGUGGCCGUGUGGGCGGACAACGGGAAGCUGAGUAUGGAUAAGGUUGGGAAGUUCCAGUUUCUGGGUAGGGGUGCGACGGGGGAGCUGGGGGAGCGCUGGGCGAUUAUGGCGGUUGCGAGUGUUUUGAGGAUAUGGCAGGUGACGUAUGCGGCGACGGCUGCGGCAGUAGCGGCUGCGUAG
Molecule: messenger RNA, 732 nt
Organism: Mytilinidion resinicola
Lineage: Eukaryota; Fungi; Ascomycota; Dothideomycetes; Mytilinidiales; Mytilinidiaceae
Exons: 1
Coding region: 1-732 (243 amino acids)
Source: RefSeq, a predicted model, not a curated record